CCGAGAAAGAGAGAGAGCUUUCCAUCGUUUUAAGUUUCUAAGCAAUCCUGGAUAAUGCAAAGAGGAGGCCAGCCAGGAGGAAGAACAGUGUAUCAGCGCGGCAGUAGCGAGCGAGCAAACUAUAGUGUGGGAAAGAGAACGCUCUUCUCCGCUUGGAGGAAUUAAUUUCUUCCCUGGCACCGACCAGGUGGAUUUCAAUGCGGCCAGGGCCGUAUCGUCUUAGAAAGAAAGAGCGCUUAGCCGGGAAAGAUGGAUCGCUGGCUGGUAAAAAGAGGGAGUGAAAAGCUGUCGAUCGAUCGAGACGACAAAGAUUCGAAACGGCGUCCUCCUCGUUCCUCCAUAGCCGCGAGCGAGCGAGGUUUUCUUUCUAAGUCCUAGUAUUUAAACUGGUUUUAGUUGAGGCAUCUCGCUCGCUCGGUCCUGCGGCGUUUGCGUUUGUUCCUCCUCCUCUCCUCUCGCGCAAACUUGCCUCUCUUCGUUUUUUUCUCUUUUUUUCCUCGUUCCUCUUGGCGCUGGCAAUGCUGGUGCUGCUGGUGCUGGAAUCCUCGUGGAAUCGCUUGCGCCCACAAGUUCUUCCACUCCCCGGCUGUUCUAGCUAGUUUCUCUCGAGUAGUUUGUAAGAAAUAUUCGUCUCAGGUACGUACGUCAUUCCUUUUUCUAAGUUGGAAGAAGAUCGAGCAUGAUUUGAAAGCUUGUGAAUCUUGCAAGCUUUGAACUUCAGAUCGAUAGAUUCACUUUCACUAGAGAGAAGAAGAGAGAAGAUGGGAUCCGGAGGAACUUUCAGUGAUGACCCAGCAGCAGCAGUGCCAGCAAAGAGAAGAACAGCAUCACCAUCGCCACCACCACCUCUCCACAGAUCCAUCUCUCUCUUCCUCUCCCGCUAUGUCUUCACACUCCACGCGGCGGCGCAAGCCACGCUCCUCCUCCUCGUCUCCGCCAUCGCCUCAGGCCACCUGGAUCUCUCCACCAUCGCCCACCACCGCGACGCAAUCGCCCACGACCUCCUCUCCAUCCAGGCCGCGGUCAAGAGCUCCAAGCUCCUGGGAAUCACCUCCGUCGCCACCAUUUUCUCGCUCGGAUGGAUCGCGGCGCUGUGGCUCCUGGUGACGCGCAAGAAGAAGAGAACCGGCGUCUACAUCGUCGACUUCGCGUGCUACAAGCCCGACGACAAGCUCAAGUGCUCGGCGGAGCUCUCGGAAUGGUUCGCCAAGCGGCUGGGCGUCUACACCGAGAAAACCAUGGAAUUCUUCAAGAAGGUCUAUCUCAAAUCCGGAGUGGGCGACGAGACUUACGCGCCGCCCGCGAUGUUCCACCACCCCAACGCGGAUCUUAGCUGGAAGCAAGCCCGCGCCGAGGCGGAGCUCGUCAUCUUCGGUGCGGUGGACGAGCUCCUGGCCAAAACCGGAAUCAAAUCCAAGGACAUUGGCAUCCUGGUCGUCAACAGCAGCUGCUUCAAUCCCACUCCCAGCCUCUCCUCGAUGAUCGUCAAUCACUACAAGAUGGGUACCGACAUCCGGAGCUUCAACCUGGGCGGGAUGGGCUGCAGUGCUGGCAUCAUAGCGAUCGACCUCGCCAAGGAUCUCCUGGGGAUGCAUCCAAACACGUACGCGCUGGUGGUGAGCACCGAGAACAUCACCCACAACCUCUACCUGGGCAACAAUCGCCCCAUGCUCGUCACGAACUGUCUCUUCCGCGUCGGCGGCGCCGCCAUCCUCCUGAGCAACCACCCCUGCCACUCCCCCGGCGGCGCCGCCGCUGGCAAGUACGAGCUCCUUCAUACCGUACGCAUCCACAACGGCGGCGACGACAAGGCGUACGGAUGCAUCACCCAGGAGGCCGACAGCGAUGGCGUUCUUGGGAUCACGCUCACCAAGCACAUCAUGGUCGCCGCCGCCGACGCGCUCAAGAAGAAUCUCACCAAGCUCGGCCCGCUCGUUCUUCCAAUCGGCGAGCAGCUCCACUUCGCGGCCAACGUGAUCGCGCGCAGCGUCUUCAAGCUCGAUCGCAAGCCAUACAUCCCGGACUUCAAGCUCGCCUUCGAUCACUUCCUGCUCCACGCCGGCGGCCGCGCGGUGGUGGACGAGCUCGAGAAGAGCUUGCGGCUGGGUGAGGAGAAGAUGGAGGCGUGCCGGAUGACGCUCCAUCGAUUCGGGAACACCUCGAGCAGCUGCGUGUGGUACGAGCUCGCGUAUCUCGAGGCCAAGGGGAGGGUGAGGUAUGGCGAUCGCCUGUGGCAGCUCGGGGUUGGAUCGGGAUUCAAGUGUAACAGCGCCGUGUGGCGAGCGAUCCGCGAUAUCGAUCGACCCAAGUCGAUGAAUCCCUGGCUGGAUUGCAUCGAUGAGUAUCCACUGGAAGUUCCAACUGACAUGGAAGAUAUCCCGCGCCGGGAGAAGCUCUACUUCCAGACAGUGGAUGGAUUGAUCGUGGAUACCAGUACGGGUCAAGCGUAUGCCAAGGAUGGAUCGCUCGUGACGAGCGAUUAUAGAGCUCCAGCCCCGGAUCAUCCAUCCUCCGCGGCCGGAGAGAAUCAUCGUGAUCAUCCAGCCAGGGAGAAUGGGGUGAUCGUGUCCAACGGAACCAAUGGCGUCCACCACCAUUAGGCACGGAUCGUGGAUCCAAGAACACGAUGCAUGGGAUGUUCGUUUCGACGACGGUAUAUCAAACGGGUUGCAUUGAUUCGUUCCAACUUCCUGCGAGAGUUCUUCCAAGUUCUUCCAGGGCCAUGGUUUUAGGAUUUGAGAAAAUUUGAUUGGUUUGUGGGUUUGAGAUUCAUAGAGUGUCAUUCAUGCCGGCUAUGGUGGACAUCUCUCUUUUUCUGAUAUUUCACUUCUCUUGGGGAGGGAUUUUAUUAGCGCGAGCCAGAUGUCCUCCAUAGCCAGCGAUUGCUUCACAGCUCCUCCUUAAUAAUCACCAAGAAAGAAGGAGAAUUCAAUGCCCGCCAUCUUUUCCAUAUCAA
This is a messenger RNA of Selaginella moellendorffii, 2956 nucleotides long. Its product is annotated as 3-ketoacyl-CoA synthase 11. Gene Ontology annotation, biological process: fatty acid biosynthetic process. Gene Ontology annotation, cellular component: membrane. The coding region runs from base 762 to 2600 and encodes 612 amino acids. NCBI's taxonomy places the organism in Eukaryota, Viridiplantae, Streptophyta, Lycopodiopsida, Selaginellales, Selaginellaceae. The record is from RefSeq and is a predicted model, not a curated record. The transcript has a single exon. Gene Ontology annotation, molecular function: acyltransferase activity, transferring groups other than amino-acyl groups.